Recurvomyces mirabilis is the source of this 2580-nucleotide messenger RNA. RefSeq lists its product as uncharacterized. Gene Ontology annotation, biological process: transmembrane transport. Lineage: Eukaryota; Fungi; Ascomycota; Dothideomycetes; Mycosphaerellales; Teratosphaeriaceae. Gene Ontology annotation, molecular function: ATP binding; ABC-type transporter activity; ATP hydrolysis activity. Gene Ontology annotation, cellular component: membrane. Bases 1 to 2580 code for a protein of 859 amino acids. The record is from RefSeq and is a predicted model, not a curated record. The transcript is spliced from 2 exons.
AUGCCUAUCGACAAGAUGGCAACAACACGCGAGGCUUCUGCACUACAAGCACUACACUAUGUUGCUCCACUCUUACCAAUCUGCUACUUCCUUGUGGCGAAAGUGAUCGCGGCAUGCCUGCUUCAUCAACAGAGAACACAAUCUGGAGCUGCGACGAGACGAUAUAUUGCCAUCAGCUUGCUCGGCGCCGUCGCAGCCUCUGUGUCUGCGCAGGGCAUUAUCUACAUCGUUCAAGCUUCCACCAAGAGAAGCUUUUCAGCGUCCCAAGAUGUGGUCGUCUAUAUCACGGUUGAUCUUCUCAUCUAUAGUUCGCUGCUUGUUGGACUGUGGGAGAAUAAGAAGCCACUCUGGUAUCUGUACACUGGUGCCUGGACGCUCGGGUUUUUGGCGGAGUUGGCUUGCACCGCGCUACAAGCACUAAACAAGAGGCCUAACAAACACGGUAAACUCGAUUUCGGAAUGCAGCUUAUCCGCGUGGUGCUGUUACUUGUGCUUAGCAUUCUAGGCUGGAUAUUUGUGCUACAGGAGCGAAACAAAUCUGCCAAGCCCGAUGCAGAGACUGAGCCUUUGCUCGCGAGUGGGGCGAAUGAGACCAACGGACAAGCCACAAAACCAGUUUACGGCUCGACCUCGUCGACCGAUAGCGAUGCCUCGUCCACAAAGGUCGCGAGCGAGGACGACGAUGAUAUUGACAGUGACAGCGAGGAGCCUGAACGGGAUAAGGAAGUCAAAGCUCAGCAAAAGAAGCGUCUUGAAGACUCUGGUAACUGGCUCAAUUACCUCUCGGACUUCAAAAUAUUUAUACCUAUGCUGUGGCCGUCUCGAAACAGGCUCGUUCAAUCUUGCUUGGCUACAGUCGUCCUAGUCCUUAUUGCUCAGCGCUUCCUCAACGUCCUCGUUCCACGCCAGCUGGGGAUAAUCACGGACGAGCUCGCAGAUACAUAUGGUACAGGACUAUCGCUCAUCAAGUCACUCGCCGAGAUCCCUGUUCAACAAUUCUCCUACAAAAGUAUCGGCUCUUCGGCAUUUUCGCACGUCAUGCACUUGUCUAUGGACUUCCACAAUGACAAGAACUCUGGCGAGCUCAUUCGGGCCAUCGAGCAAGGGCAGCAUCUAACAGGUCUACUCGAAUUCAUCUUCUUCGAGGUUGGGCCCAUGUUCAUCGAUCUGAUCAUCGGCUUUGUGUACGUCUACACUCUGUUCGACGUCUACAUGACCAUGAUACUGGUAAUUAUUGGGAUUGCCUACAUCUGGAUUGGUGCUAAGACGACUUCCUGGAGUAUCAAGCAACGUAGACGAUUCAACAAUGCCUGGCGCAACGAAAGUAAAGUUCAGAACGAAGCAAUCAACAACUGGCAAACGGUGUCGCACUUCAACCGAAGCACGUACGAAUGUGAGAGAUAUAGCAAGAGUCUGGAUGAGUUCAAUGCCGCUGAGUGGACCUACUACAUUGCAUACUAUACUGGCAGCAGUUUGCAAUCUUUGGUCAUGCUCGUCGGACGAUUGGCAGCAUUCUCACUCGCCGUGGUGAGAGUGGCUCAAGGUCGAGCACGAGUCGGCAAUUUCGUCACUCUCACAAUGUACUGGAGAUCGAUCGAAGGCCCACUGGCUCAAGUCUCAUGGUCAGUGAGGAGGGUAUCGCAGAUGCUUACGGACUCGGAACGCCUGCUACAAUUGAUGCUCACAAAGCCAUCUGUCAUAAGUGAUGCAUCAGCCCCAGCUAUCGUUAUUGAGGAGGGCGAGGUCGAAUUUGACCAUGUGGACUUUGCAUACGAUCCGCGUAGGCAGACGUUGAAAGAUGUGAGCUUCAAAGUCAAGCCUGGGCAGACUGUGGCUCUGGUUGGAGAGACUGGAGGCGGCAAGAGCACGAUAAUCAAGCUUCUCUAUCGCUACUACGAUGUUGGUGAAGGCGGCAUCCGGAUCGAUGGGCAGGACAUACGUCAUGUGGAUCUGGACAGUCUACGGGACUCCUUCGGCAUGGUACCACAAGAUCCGGCCUUGUUUAAUGUGUCUCUGAUGGAGAACAUUAAGUACGCUCGCCUCGACGCAACCGAGGAAGACGUCGUGGAAGCUUGCAAAGCGGCUGCCAUCCAUGACAAGAUCGAGACAUUCCCAGACAAAUACAAAUCCACAGUCGGUGAGCGCGGCGUCAAGCUGUCGGGUGGAGAGCUGCAACGUGUGUCGAUAGCACGCGCUAUACUCAAGCAGCCGAAGAUUGUGCUACUGGAUGAGGCAACGAGCAUGAUCGAUGCUGAGACAGAGGCACUGAUCCAGAAUGCAUUCAAGCGCCUUGCGGCCGGACGGACUACCUUUAUCAUCGCUCACCGUCUUUCAACGAUCCAGCAUGCGGAUCUGAUUCUGGUCAUCAAUGAUGGCAAGAUCAUUGAGUCUGGAAGCCAUGAGGAACUUUUCAGGCAGAAUGGCAAGUACGUUGCGCUGUGGUCAAAACAGAUCAGUAAGGAUGUAGAAGGAGUGGGUAAGGCAUUGGAUGGCAAGGCGAAGGAGGGCGAAGCAUUGAUUGACACUGCAAGCGGCGCUGACAAGAAUGAGGAUGCUUUAAAAGGACAUGAUAUCGAAUGA